This is a messenger RNA of Lotus japonicus, 2634 nucleotides long. RefSeq names its product metal-nicotianamine transporter YSL3-like. Gene Ontology annotation, molecular function: oligopeptide transmembrane transporter activity; iron-nicotianamine transmembrane transporter activity. Gene Ontology annotation, cellular component: plasma membrane. Gene Ontology annotation, biological process: seed development; response to iron ion. NCBI's taxonomy places the organism in Eukaryota, Viridiplantae, Streptophyta, Magnoliopsida, Fabales, Fabaceae. The record is from RefSeq and is a predicted model, not a curated record. The coding region runs from base 234 to 2261 and encodes 675 amino acids. The transcript has 8 exons.
GGUUGGUGUUGAUCUUUUUGGUCCCUUUAAAGCCUGAGACAUUAACAUCGGAUUAUUGUGCUGCAUGCAAAUCUUUCCGCCUUCAGUCUAGUUUUCUAGAUUGGUUUCUGAGUUCUGACAAAACUUUUGAGAGAUUCUGGUGUGUGUUUGUGAGAUUCUUGUCUCACCCCAUUUGAGUUUCUUCGACUCAUCAAAUUCUUGUUCAUUGCCGCAGAGUUCCUUUUGUAGGAUAUAUGAUGAAUGCAAUGAGCAAUAUAAACAAUGAAGAACUCAAAGAGAUUGAGAGUUACGAAAGAGAUGACAUUGAAAAGAUUGUGGUUGAAGCAGAGGAUGUGAGCAAAAUAGCACCAUGGAGAGAACAAAUCACAAUGAGAGGACUAAUAACAAGCUUCCUAAUUGGCAUCAUGUAUAGUGUCAUUGUGAUGAAGCUGAACCUCACAACUGGUUUAGUUCCUAAUCUCAAUGUUUCAGCUGCUUUACUUGGCUUUGUGUUGAUUCGAGCUUGGACUACUCUGCUUGAGAAAGCAAAGAUUGUUUCAACACCUUUCACUAGACAGGAGAACACCAUAAUUCAGACUUGUGCUGUUGCAUGCUAUAGCGCGUCUUUUGGAGGUGGUUUUGGGUCUCACCUCUUGGGUUUGAAUAGGAGGACAUAUGAGCAAGUAGGGGGGGUUGAUACACCGGGGAAUACUCCUAUGACCAAGGAGCCUGGAAUUGGCUGGAUGAUGGGCUUUCUCUUUGUGACAUACUUUGUUGGGUUAGCAUCAUUAGUUCCCCUUAGAAAGAUGAUGAUAAUAGACUACAAAUUAACUUAUCCAAGUGGAACUGCUACAGGCGUUCUGAUUAAUGGAUUCCAUACUUCUAAAGGAGAUGGAAUGGCCAAGAAGCAGGUUCAUGGUUUCAUGAGGUUCUUCUCAUUCAGUUUUCUUUGGUCUUUCUUCCAAUGGUUCUAUGCUGGUGGAGAUAAAUGUGGAUUUGCUCAGUUUCCUACUUUUGGGUUGAAAGCAUGGAAAAACACAUUUUUCUUUGAUUUCAGCAUGACUUAUGUUGGAGCCGGAAUGAUUUGUUCCCAUCUUGUCAAUUUAUCCUUGCUUUUUGGUGCUGUGCUCUCAUGGGGUGUUAUGUGGCCAUUGAUCAGAGGACUACAUGGAAAAUGGUUCCCUGACAAUUUAUCUGAGAGUAGUAUGAAGAGUCUUAAUGGUUAUAAGAUUUUUAUUUCCAUUGCCUUAAUCCUUGGUGAUGGAUCCUACAAUAUUGUCAAAAUAGUCUAUUUUGCUGCUGCAAAUAUCCAUGCCACCAUGAAAAAGAGGAAUCACAAAACAUUUUCAUUAUCAGAUAACCAGAAGCAGCCUAAUGAUUUUCUUAGACUCAAUGAUGAAGUGUUCAUGAAAGAAAGCAUUCCAAUGUGGUUGGCAUGUGUAGGGUACAUUCUCCUCUCCGUCAUUUCCAUCAUUGUGAUCCCUUUCAUCUUCCCUCAGGUGAAGUGGUACUAUGUGGUAGUUGCCUAUGUUCUUGCACCCUUUCUCGGCUUCUGCAACGCCUACGGCUCCGGCUUAACCGACAUGAACAUGGCCUACAACUACGGCAAAGUGGCCCUCUUUGUGCUUGCAGCCUUAGGUGGGGAAACUAAUGGUGUAGUUGCUGGACUUGUAGGGUGUGGUGUGAUCAAAUCCCUAGUUUCCACCUCAUCUGAUUUGAUGCAUGAUUUCAAGACUGGCCAUCUAACCUUCACGUCACCGAGAUCAAUGCUUGUAGCUCAAGCUAUCGGGACAGUAAUAGGUUGUGUUGUUGCUCCACUCACAUUCUUUCUUUUCUACAAGGCUUUUGAUGUGGGGAACCCAGAUGGUGAGUACAAAGCUCCAUAUGCAAUCAUAUAUAGAAACAUGGCAAUUCUCGGUGUUGAAGGGUUCUCAGCUCUCCCCCAACAUUGCUUGGAGCUAUGUUGUGGUUUUUUUGCAUUCGCUGUGGUGACCAACUUGGUGAGAGAUUUGAAUCCAAAAAACAUUGGGAGGUGGAUUCCACUUCCAAUGGCAAUGGCUGUGCCAUUUGUGGUCGGUGCUUACUUUGCAAUUGACAUGUGUAUGGGGAGUUUGAUUGUGUAUGUUUGGGGUGCUUUGAAAAGGAAAGAAGCUGGUUUGAUGAUUCCAGCAGUUGCUUCUGGUUUGAUUUGUGGAGAUGGGUUGUGGAUUCUUCCUUCUUCUGUUCUUGCUUUGUUCAAGGUUCGUCCCCCAAUGUGCAUGAGCUUCUUGGCAUCCAAAUAGAAAAGUUCAAUUGCAGAGACCAGAGGAAAUAGUUAAAACUUACUCAUGGUGAUUGUGAUCUUACUAUGAUGGUACAAAGGCCAGUUUCAUAAAGAUCCUAGUCAAAGGAAUGUGCAGAUUUGUAUAAAAUUAGUUUACAUGGCUAGGGAAGAAUAAGUAUGAACAUGUCACAGAAAUGUUGUGACAUAUUUUUGGCAUUUGACAGGGUGAAUGACCCAACUUGAGGAUGCUACCCCUCACUUUGUUGUUUUUUUCUAUGAGCAAGAGAAUUAUUUUAAGGGAAAAGAACAUGUUUGAGCACAAGAUGUAACCAAAACCGAGAUACAGAAUUAAAUUACAAAAGAAAAAGUUGACAAAUUGAUGUUACAACCAA